AUGUCUAGGAAAUUUUGGGUAGAGUUUCAACGAGAAUUUGGCCAAGUUCUCCCGAGAUACUCAAUUGCUUAUCAUCUAAUUUCAGCAUCCCAUUUGACUUCGAACGGCUUGCGACAAGGCGACAAGGCGAAGGUUGCACGUCAGGAUCGACUGAUCUUUUUCCCUGAACCCCAAGAAGUUCUGAAACAUUUACGAUUUAGAACCCUGAAGACCGUCCAUCCACUUGUCGAUUUUUGA
Botrytis fragariae is the source of this 237-nucleotide messenger RNA. RefSeq lists its product as uncharacterized. Bases 1 to 237 code for a protein of 78 amino acids. NCBI's taxonomy places the organism in Eukaryota, Fungi, Ascomycota, Leotiomycetes, Helotiales, Sclerotiniaceae. The record is from RefSeq and is a predicted model, not a curated record. The transcript has 3 exons.